AUGAAUUGUGACAAUUUUUUUCAUUGCCAAGGAAAUUAUGAUGCUGUUCAUCUCUGUGAAAAAACGGCUAAUGAUAUCCGUAUUGCGAAAAAAAUUAGUGAUUGCCGUGAGGAACUUCAAGAUCCAAGUUCAACGGAUAGCCAAGCAGACCAAAGAGCAAAUAAGUUUGGACGAGAUGGAGGCGUACUCGUACAAUAUAUACAUAUUUGGGUUGAUAGAAAUUCAACCAUUCUUCUGAUUGUACAGGGUGGUAAAUAA
Messenger RNA from Rotaria sp. Silwood1, 258 nucleotides. The record is from the annotation of a GenBank genome assembly. Lineage: Eukaryota; Metazoa; Rotifera; Eurotatoria; Philodinida; Philodinidae.